UAUAGUUAUCCACCUCACCGAACACGAGCAGACGAUUGUUUUCGAGUCGUAUAUUCCUGAGCAGUAUUGACAAGGACUCCUUGGUCCAACUUUAGCCAUAUUCUCAGAGGAGUAUUUCUUGAGUUUUUCAAGAAAGCCACAAGAAUCCAGAAUAAGAUGGAGGUCAUCACACGAAGAUUGGAAGAGUUCAGCUCGCGGCCGCCGAGUUUCGAUAGUUCGCCGGAGGCACUGACGACUGUGCGGCGGCCGUGGCUGCCCGAGCCGGCCGCUGAGAAGCCCGUACCGUGCGUUAACGGGGUCGGCCCCAACGAUACCAGCAUGCAAGACAGGAAAGGCGGUAUCGAGAGCGCACUGGCCUGGCUUAGAAAAGAACUGUUGGAGAUGAGGUCACAAGACCAGGCGCUCAUCCAACAGCUCAUGAAGUUGCAUGUCGGGAUACAAGAGCUCAAGGCCGAGCAGGACGCAUGCGCACUCUACGACCUUGACGAUGACGACGACGACGACGAGCUAUUCUACGACAGUGACGUAGACACCGAUUCGAGUCAUUCGGAUUCCGAGUGCUACCGAAGUUCCAAAUACACGAAAAUCUCGGCCGGGAAGAAGAGUCGGAGGGUAAACCGAAGCUUCUCCGUGUCAUAGAAAAACGACCCAAGCGGACUUACGAUGAACUGCAGGGAAACAGCUGCACGGAACU
Messenger RNA from Branchiostoma floridae (Florida lancelet), 694 nucleotides. Its product is annotated as protein FAM167A-like. NCBI's taxonomy places the organism in Eukaryota, Metazoa, Chordata, Leptocardii, Amphioxiformes, Branchiostomatidae. Bases 157 to 639 code for a protein of 160 amino acids. The transcript is spliced from 2 exons. The record is from RefSeq and is a predicted model, not a curated record.